Molecule: messenger RNA, 1204 nt
Organism: Balaenoptera ricei (Rice's whale)
Lineage: Eukaryota; Metazoa; Chordata; Mammalia; Artiodactyla; Balaenopteridae
Gene: WNT2
Product: Wnt family member 2
Exons: 5
Coding region: 77-1159 (360 amino acids)
Biological process (GO): neuron differentiation; multicellular organism development; cell fate commitment
Cellular component (GO): extracellular region
Molecular function (GO): frizzled binding; cytokine activity
Source: RefSeq, a predicted model, not a curated record
GCUGAGCGCUUCUGCUCUGGGCACGCAUGGCGCCCGCACACGGAGUCUGACCUGAUGCGGACGCAAGGGGGUUAAUAUGAACGCCUGUCUCGGUGGAAUCUGGCUCUGGCUCCCUCUGCUCUUGACCUGGCUCAGCCCUGAGGUCAGCUCUUCAUGGUGGUACAUGAGAGCUACAGGUGGCUCCUCCAGGGUGAUGUGUGACAAUGUGCCAGGCUUGGUGAGCCGCCAGCGGCAGCUGUGCCACCGACACCCGGACGUGAUGCGUGCCAUCGGCCUGGGCGUGGCCGAGUGGACAGCAGAGUGCCAGCACCAGUUCCGCCAGCACCGCUGGAACUGCAACACCCUGGACAGGGAUCACGGCCUCUUCGGCAGGGUCCUGCUUCGAAGUAGCCGGGAAUCUGCCUUUGUUUACGCCAUCUCUUCAGCUGGAGUUGUAUUUGCCAUCACCAGGGCCUGUAGCCAAGGAGAAUUAAAAUCCUGUUCCUGUGACCCAAAGAAGAAGGGAACCGCCAAGGACAGCAAGGGCACUUUCGACUGGGGUGGCUGCAGUGAUAACAUUGACUAUGGGAUCAAGUUUGCCCGAGCCUUUGUGGACGCCAAGGAAAGGAAAGGAAAGGAUGCCAGAGCCCUGAUGAAUCUUCACAACAACAGAGCCGGCAGGAAGGCUGUAAAGCGGUUCUUGAAACAGGAGUGCAAGUGUCAUGGCGUGAGCGGCUCAUGUACCUUGAGGACCUGCUGGCUGGCCAUGGCCGACUUCAGAAAAACGGGCGAUUAUCUCUGGAGGAAGUACAACGGAGCCAUCCAAGUUGUCAUGAACCAGGAUGGCACUGGUUUCACUGUGGCUAACAAGAGGUUUAAAAAGCCGACGAAAAAUGACCUCGUGUAUUUUGAGAAUUCUCCAGACUACUGUAUCCGGGACCGAGAUGCAGGCUCCCCGGGUACAGCAGGCCGCGUGUGCAACCUGACUUCCCGAGGCAUGGACAGCUGCGAAGUCAUGUGCUGUGGGAGAGGCUAUGACACCUCCCACGUCACCCGGAUGACCAAGUGCGAGUGUAAGUUCCACUGGUGCUGUGCUGUGCGCUGCCAGGACUGCCUGGAAGCCCUGGAUGUGCACACGUGCAAGGCCCCGAAGAGCCCCGACUGGGCGGCUCCCACGUGACCCCAGCGGAGGUCACCGCCCGCCUUCCCUCCCACAAGGACUCCA